This is a messenger RNA of Bombus pascuorum, 1996 nucleotides long. RefSeq names its product monocarboxylate transporter 9-like. The coding region runs from base 483 to 1988 and encodes 501 amino acids. Gene Ontology annotation, molecular function: monocarboxylic acid transmembrane transporter activity. The transcript is spliced from 8 exons. Lineage: Eukaryota; Metazoa; Arthropoda; Insecta; Hymenoptera; Apidae. The record is from RefSeq and is a predicted model, not a curated record. Gene Ontology annotation, biological process: monocarboxylic acid transport; transmembrane transport.
GUCGAAUCACGAAGCCGGUUUUUAUCGGUUGACUUCCCUUCAUCGAGUCAGUCACAAAUAAUCCGUAGCUCUGUUCGGAGUAUAUGUUGCUUAUUUUUCUGCCUCACUCGAGCCAGGACGCGACGCAACAGCUACCAGUAAAAAGUUUCCAAGAAUGCGUUCGACCAGGAAAUACGGUAAUUUCCAGUGAAUGAACACAAUAGGAAAUUGUAUUCAUUGUAGUUUCAGUUAUUUUAGUUGGUAGUUACGUUCAUGAAACGCGUUUUCAACAGUGAUAAUAAUCUAAGUGUGAAUUACAAUAUAAUCGCUUGAUGUAUCGUCAUAAUUCAAGCAAUGCAACGAGAAAUGAGAAACUACGUUUUAUUUCAAAGAAAUUUUUGCAGUCUGCGAUCGACUCCAAGGCACGAAAGAAACAAGGCAUCGACGCCGUAUACUUGUCAUUCCUAUAGGAAUCGUAACGUGAAAGUGGAAGCAGUAUCUCGAUGAUAAUCGAUAAAAUGUCACGUGGUGGAGCUGAUAGAGGUUGGGCGUGGAUAAUCGUCGCCGGCGUGACAAUCAUUAAUCUGGCGAUACUUCCAAUACAGCAAAGCUUCGGUCUGAUCUUUAGGGAACGUUUUUUUUUACUCGAUAUAACUGCCACACAGACAUCGUUAAUUGUUCAUUUGAGUGGUACCAUUACAAGUAGCCUAGGUCUGAUAAGCGGUCCAAUGAUGAAGAAAUUCACGUUUCGAGAAGUUGCCUUUCUUGGUGGUCUUACUGUUGCCAUUGGAAUCUGCGCGACUGCGUUCGCAGUCUCUCUGCCCGCCAUUAUUAUCACUUAUUGUAUUAUCGUCGGUAUCGGUCAUGGUAUCAUCUUUCCAGCUACGAAUCUCGCAAUGAACACUUAUUUUCGGAAAAAAAGAAAUGUGGCUAUGGGAUUAUCAGUAACUUUAACUGGCCUUGGGCCUAUUUUGAUGCCGCUUCUAAUAGCAAAAUUAUUGGAAAAUUAUGCUACCACUGGGACUCUUUUGAUCAUCGCAGGUAUAGCGAUGCAUUCAUUAAUCGGGGCAGCGCUAUUGAAACCAUUUAAGGAAAGAGAAAUUACAAGUAUAACAAAGGACAAUGACAUCACGGCAUCUUCCGCAGAGAGCAAUGAAAACGGUAUACUGAGAGAAGUCAAAAUAAAACUUGAAAACGUAACUGAUGUCAAAAACGACGGUGCUAAUUCUAAAUUAUUGGAAGAACGAUUGGUACAAAAUACGAGCAAGUUUGAGCAGAAUUUGUCAGAAAAUGUGAAUAGCGAAAAUAGCAAAGGAGAGAAGAAGUCGAUUUUGGGAAAAAUAACACAGCAUAUGGAUCUUGACCUUUUAAGGGAUAGUCGUUAUGUCGCCGUCAUCCUAGGUAUGGGAGUGUCUUUAGUCGCUGAAACAAACUUCAACACGAUGAUUCCUUUCGUCCUAACCGAACUUUCUGGUCUUGGAAGGGAUUCGAUCGCAACCAUAAUGUCUAUCCAAGCUGUGUCAGAUAUUACUGGACGUCUUUGCAUUCCACUCCUUGCGCACAAAGCUGGUUGGACAUCCAGGAACCUUUACGUGUUAUCUUUAAUAGGAUCCACCAUUGGAAGGACCAUAUUAUCAACGUGGGGCAGUACGUACAUUGUGGUAAUCGGCGUUGCAUUAAUUAUUGGAAUCGCUAAAGGAACGAAAGCUGUCUUCCAAACGCUAAUAAUUCCUGACUAUGUAUCUCUUGACAGACUUCCAGCUGCAUAUGGGAUGCAAAUGGUUUGCAAUGGUAUAUUGUCUAUUGCCGUAGGCCCAUUAAUAGGUUUAGUACAUGACCAAAUGAUGAGCUACGUAGGCGCACUCCAUUUCACAUCAAUUUUAAGUUUAUCUUGUGUUGUUUUAUGGUACAUGGGAGGACUCUGGACAUUUAAUAAAAGCAUUAAAAAACAUAGUGCAAAAGAAGAAAUAUCUCAAGUACAAGAAAAUUGCCCUGAAUGUAAUGCAUAAGCAUUUAC